AAAAAACUGGGGUUGUCAAUUUGUUGGCAGUUUGAAGGUUUUCUGUGAUUUUGGAAGUUUAAUAUAGAAACAAGAAUUUAGUAUUAUUGUUUAUUACAGCUUUACAAAAUUAAUAAAAAGGCGAUGAUUAUCCAAACUCCAACAUAACCUAUUUACUAAUAUUUAGUUUACAAAAUAGCAAAUAUGUCUGAUUCAGAGGCUAGCAACUUUUCGGAUAACGAAAAUGCGUCUGGAGCAGGGUCAGUUAGGUCUCGCAGCUCAAGAGGUAGCGUUAGAAGUAGAUCUAGAUCCCCGUCUAGAUCUAGGUCGAGAUCCAUGUCAAAAAGUAGAUCGAGAUCACCAUCAAGAGGCUCGAGAAUGUCCAGAUCACGCUCUCCUUCUCGUUCAAGAUCACCCUCUAGAUCUCGGUCUCGUUCUCGUUCCCGAUCGAGAUCUAGAUCUAGAUCUCGCUCCCGAAGCAGAUCAGCAAGAUCUGGAUCAGAAGCACGAGAAGCUUCAGGCCCUGAAGAUGUUGUGGAAGAAGAAGAACCAGAUGGAGAUAGUCUAAGGUCAGACGAAUAUGACAGCGAAGAAGAUGAAAGUGAUGAUGGGGGUAGAGCAAAGAAAAGAAAAAAGAAUAAAGACAGAUAUGGAGGAUUUAUUAUUGAUGAAGCUGAGGUAGAUGACGAAGUUGAAGAUGAAGAUGAAUGGGAAGAUGGAGCACAAGAAAUUGGAAUUGUUCCUAAUGAAGUUGAUGAGUUUGGACCCACAGCAAGAGAAAUUGAAGGAAGAAGAAGAGGAACAAAUUUAUGGGAUGCCCAAAAGGAAUCAGAAAUAGAGGAAUAUCUGAAAAGAAAAUAUGCUGAUGAUGGAGCAGCAAUCAAACAUUUUGGAGAUGGUGGUGAAGAAAUGUCAGAUGAAAUCACCCAACAAACAUUAUUGCCAGGUGUUAAAGAUCCCAACCUUUGGAUGGUCAAAUGUAGAAUUGGAGAAGAAAAAUCUACUUGCCUCUUACUUAUGCGAAAGUUUAUGGCAUACCAAAAUACUAAUGAACCUUUGCAAAUCAAAUCAGUAGUAGCACCUGAAGGUGUUAAAGGAUACAUCUAUAUUGAAGCCUACAAACAGCCUCAUGUCAAAGCUGCUAUCCAGAAUGUAGGAAAUUUAAGAAUGGGCAUCUGGAAACAGCAGAUGGUUCCCAUCAAGGAAAUGACAGAUGUUUUAAGAGUUGUGAAAGAACAAACUGGUUUGAAAUCAAAACAGUGGGUAAGGCUUAAGCGAGGCCUCUACAAAGAUGACAUUGCUCAAGUCGAUUAUUUUGAUAUGGCUCAAAAUCAGGUACAUCUUAAAAUUUUACCAAGGAUUGACUACACACGUUUAAGAGGAGCUCUAAGAACAGCACAAACGGAAUCUGAAGCAGAAAAGCGCAAGAAAAAACGCCGCCCUCCCAGUAAACCUUUCGAUCCUGAAGCUAUCAGAGCCAUAGGUGGCGAAGUUACGUCCGAUGGUGAUUUUUUGAUCUUUGAAGGUAAUCGUUAUUCACGCAAGGGUUUUCUAUACAAAAAUUUUACCCUUAGCGCCGUUAUAAUUGAUGGUGUUAAGCCAACCUUGGCAGAACUGGAAAGGUUCGAAGAACAACCUGAAGGAAUCGAUUUGGAAUUGUCCGUGGAUAAAGAGGAGAAAGCUGUUACUCAUUCGUUCAGUGCGGGGGAUAACGUUGAAGUUUGUGAAGGUGAAUUAAUCUAUUUGCAGGGUAAAAUUAUCAGCAUUGAUGGGCACAUGAUAACCGUAAUGCCCAAACACGAGGAUUUGAAGGAGGCAUUGGUGUUUCAAGCUUAUGAAUUAAAGAAGUAUUUCAAAACCGGAGAUCAUGUAAAAGUUUUGGCAGGCCGCUACGAAGGAGACACUGGUUUGGUAGUCAGGGUAGAAAAUAACAGGGUCGUAUUAAUAUCUGAUCUGACUAUGCACGAAAUGGAAAUUCUACCAAAAGACUUACAAUUAUGUACUGAUAUGGCUAGUGGUGUUGAUUCACUAGGAAAAUUCGAAUGGGGAGAUCUUGUAAACUUGGAUGCUGAAACUGUUGGAGUUAUUAUUAGAUUGGAAAGGGAAAAUUUCCAUGUCUUGAAUAUGCAUGGCAAAGUUGUUGAAUGCAGGCCUGGAUCAUUACAAAAGAGAAGAAUCCAUAAAUACACUGCAGCCUUGGAUUCAUACCGAAACAAUUUACAUAGAAGAGAUAUGGUCAAAGUAAUAGAUGGGCCCCAUUCUGGAUUUUCUGGAGAAAUUAAACAUCUCUACAGAAAUUUCGCAUUCCUAUAUUCAGUGGAAUUUUUGCAAAAUGGUGGUAUCUUUGUGUGCAAAACUAAGCAUCUUCAGUUAGCUGGAGGCAACAAGAACAUGCCUUCUGCAGAUAUGGGCAUUGGAAUGGAGUUUAUGUCUCCGAGAAGAAGUUCUCCAAUGCACCCAUCAAGUGGUGGAGGUGCAGCAGGAGGAGGAGCUUUCGGAGCCUUUGGAGGUGGUAGGCCUGCUGGUGGAGCCGGUAGAGGAAGAGGGAGCAGAGAUAGAGAUCUUAUCGGUACAACUAUCAAAAUUAUUAGAGGGCCUUAUAAGGGUAAUAUUGGUAUAGUAAAAGAUGUUACUCAAAGUUCAGUCAGGAUAGAGUUGCAUACAUCUUGUCAAACUAUAUCUGUUGAUAAGAACCACAUAAAUGAUGUCGGAGCUCCGGGCGGUAGAGAUGGCAGCGCUUCCAGCUAUGGCAAAACUCCGGCAUAUGCGGGUAACCAGACACCUCUGUACAGAGAUUCUGGUAACAAAACUCCCAUGUGCGAUUCUGGAUCUCGUACUCCCUUGCAUUAUGGUUCAAUGACUCCAAUUCACGACGGUUCCAGAACACCAAAUGCCAGUUCAGAAUGGGAUCCUGCUGUCUCUGGGAAUACUUAUCCAUCACCAGGAUAUAAUCCUAGCACUCCCGGCUAUCAAGUCAACGGUCCAUAUACGCCGCAAACACCUGGUACAAUGUACGACGGUAGCUACAGUCCGUAUCAGGCAAGUCCUGGAUAUCAGAGCGCCAUUUCCACUCCCAGUCCCGGAACCGGAUACGGCCAGUCUCCUGCUUCGAGCAACAAUCCGUACAGCACUCCUAGUUCUGGGUAUAGCCCUAACAUGCCGUACAAUCCUCAAACUCCCGGUGCAGGUCUGGAUGUGCUACCUAUGACUGAUUGGCAUACUGUCGAUAUUGAGGUAAGAAUUCGCGAUAGUCAUGACGAUCCUGGCUUAGUUGGUCAAACUGGCGUUAUUAGAAGUAUAUCUGCAGCUAUGUGUACAGUUUUUCUUCCUGCAGAAGAUAGAGUUGUUAACAUAAUAUGCGAUCAUCUAGAUCCAGUACGACCACAGAGAGGAGAUCAGUUUAAGGUAAUCAUUGGCGAAGAACGAGAACAAACUGGUGAACUUCUCUCUAUAGAUGCAAACGAAGGAGUAGUUAAAAUUAAGGAGGAAAUUACUAUGCUGCCCUUACAAAAUUUAUGUAAGAUGAGACCCUCAAGUCAAAAAAAUAUGUAAUUUUUUGAGUACAUUAUAACUUGAAAAUUGAUUGUGAACGUGAAAAUAAUUUGGUUUCAAUUUUAGGUAAUAUAUUAAUAAUAAAUAUAUGUCGUAUCUAUUUGACAAUUGUAAGAAUAGAGUAUUAGUAGCUAUAAA
Diabrotica balteata is the source of this 3669-nucleotide messenger RNA. The record is from the annotation of a GenBank genome assembly. NCBI's taxonomy places the organism in Eukaryota, Metazoa, Arthropoda, Insecta, Coleoptera, Chrysomelidae.